Messenger RNA from Lineus longissimus, 3498 nucleotides. RefSeq lists its product as uncharacterized. The record is from RefSeq and is a predicted model, not a curated record. Bases 490 to 816 code for a protein of 108 amino acids. Lineage: Eukaryota; Metazoa; Nemertea; Pilidiophora; Heteronemertea; Lineidae. The transcript has 10 exons.
UGGAGCUUCAAGAUCAGACGCGACGAGCACAGGCCACGCCACAUUUUCUAAGCACAGGCCACGCCACGCAAUGAUGCCCCAAGCCAAGUUCUCUAAUGCAACCGACCAUGAAUGAUGUCUAUCGCGAGGUGAAGGAAGGUCCAUUCCGCGGACUCCGUAUGGAAGGCGUGUGCCAAGCAGCCGGCCGACGACGUGGCGGAGUCCAAAGCACGGUACGCUUUGUGUCUCUUGUCGGGCGCCCCUAGGGGACCCUGUCGUUCGGUUCUACGACUGAGGGGGUUCAGCAUGAGGGCGUGUCGUCUUCGUUCAUUUUGCCAUUUCAACGCGAAAAAGAGAGGUUUUUAUAUUAAAUAGGCCUUCCCUCUCUUACGCUGUUGAAGGGCUUAAGAAAGUUGACGACAUGGUGCGGGAUGGAGUCCGGGACGGGCUCCGGACUCGCCUUUGCCGUUAAUCAGACGGCUCGCACUUAACUUGAUGGGUUAACCCUCUAUGCUCUCCGGCGGCAGUCGUAGAAGAUCAGGCACUGAAGUAGAUGAUAUUACAACAAACAGCAUCGACGGAAAGACCACCUCCGAAUGGAAGGAAGAGGGUCGGUGCGAUGGGGCAUGCUUGAAGAGGGCUGAAGAUGCACGAUCGUGGCGUGACAGACGUCUGGGGAUGGAUUCGGACGCGAGCAAGAUGUGUGCCGCAUUUAGGGAAGAGCAUCCGGGAGACCAGUGCGAAGCAAGAUCCAUCUUGCAGAGCCAAGAACACCGCAGAGAGCCCAGCGUGACGCAGACCCCACUAUACAGAGGUUUGAACAUGAUCCCAGUUUGAACACGACAAGGACUUGGACAACAGCCGUGCCUGGCCACCUGACACGAUCCUGCCAAGGGAAGCGGUUGUGCCGUUAUCUUUUGAUCGAUUCCAAACGGCCAGACAGCCGAUGGAGAAUGCUGCAGUGUUACUUCAGGUAAGCGGCCAGACAGCCGAUGGAGAAUGCUGCAGUGUUACUUCAGUAUUCCCAAAAGAUGGGUAACACCAGAAAAAGGGAACCACUCGGCUCGAACUGCUGGAAAUGACACAGAAGUGAAAGUCCUCGUCCGGAGCCGGCAUCACCACAUCCAGGUCACAGGAUAUUCAUCACCACGACCAGGGCGUAGCUCCAACUGCUGGAAAUGACACUCUCAAGGAUGUGCAUUGUAACUGGAGGUUGCAGAGAGUUUGCACCACCACACGCAGUCCUGGAUGGAAACAGAAUUUAUGAUCUAAUCAAAUGGAAGACCGCAAUUGUCCUGAGAUGACGAGGUUAAGUAGAAUUGUCCACAGACGUGCACGGAUAAUGAAAGUCUUGUACAUCCAGGGGACGGAAGAGGUAUACCGGGGCUCAGUACGCAUACCAAUCCUGGAACAGACUCUCUCGAUAACACACGUGUUUACAUGCACAGACGUUUUCAUCGCGUAUCGUAUUCUUAAACGCAAACACAAUUCUUAGUUCAGAUUGAAUCGCAAACGAAGGAUUCGCGAAAGCCACGGACCAUCGCUAGACUAUUUUAUUUUCUUCGCUCAGAUCGAACUGUUGAAAAUGUGGAUUAUAUUUAUGUACUUCAUUUGAACCACAAACGAAGGAUUUGGACAAGACGCGUACCUCUAACCCCUUCAUUUGACGAGACGUGAUACCAAUCUCACAGGCACUGGAUGACGGCAUGCUUCAGGAAUCUCUUUACGACUGAUGCCAUGUGACGACGGGGGCACAUCUUGAAGCAAGAUGACACAAUGGAUGUGGAACCCUCGGCCCCUGAACGAUUGUCGCUAUGGGAGUCAUUAGCAACAGACUUUCUCUGGUGUAGUAUUGUACAUUCGCUACCUGUAGGCCUCUGCAGAAGGAUACGUUGUAUUUUAUCGAAAUAUCUGAUUGAAAGGUGGUUUCAUUCCAAAUCUCAAUAUCAUCCGAUGGCAAAAAGCCUACUUCCAUUUUGUGGCCGUGACAAAAUGUCGGAACACACUUGGAAGGUCUUUAAAAUACUUUCCAUCAGUCAUCGUCGGUCACUCCUCCUAGAUGAUUGUUGAUUAAGAACCAGAACCAGAUCCAAAUAAGUCAAGGUUCUGAUGUACCAGGUCAAAAUUUACUAUCGAGCUGUUAAAAGUUACUUCAUUUUUCUCCAAAAUCACCAAAUUGAUCAGAUAUUUCAAUUUUCCCAUCGAAUGAGACAUGGGGUCCACGUGAUUCUGGUUGGUUCGACCCCAGCCAACCAGAACAUGUGUUGUCUUUGAUGGAACCGUAGGCCUUAUGAACUUUCUCGAUCCAUUCAGUACCACGAACACCUGCGUUUAUUCCAAUCAACUUCAGAGACCUGAUAGUGCCGGUCUCCAUUUGGGACAGAUAUGAAAUUGGCAAACUCUAGCCUCCAUUUUAUACAAGUAUCUUAAAUUUCCUUAAACACGGUAAUUAUCCGGGUGCCUUUCAUUCUUGGUUUCAUCAAUGAUAUGAUAACAAAGGUUAUCCCCAAGACCAAAACAAAUGCAAAAGAAUCGGGCAAAUUCAUUUCCAAAUUUUGAGAUUUCGUUGAAAUAUUUUGUUGAUUGAAAUUUUUCCAAAAUAUUCCAAAUUGAUGUUGGUUCCUGACUUUGCGGUCAAGUGGAAGAGGAGCUCAGUCUUUUCAUGAUAAUUAGUCCAGAAAGAUUCAUCUUGUUUCUUCCUGUGAGUUAUAAAGAUAACAACUGCCCCAUCAAGAAGUUUCCUGUGGUACAGAAUGGGUCAAGCAAGCUGUCGCCAACAUCAACGUCAAUGUCUGACGUUUUAUGUAUUAAUAUGUUUGUAUAAUGAUACAAUAUGUGAAAUUUACAUAUAAAAGCCAUAAUACAUGUAAAGGUGAAUUCAAAAAGUUACUUCUAUUGUUAAACUCGUCCAAAGCAACCGCUUUUGUCAUGCAAAUGAGAAGACUGAUCUGAACGCCUGAUCUAGACGGCCCCUUUUGUCAUGCAAAUGAGAUCACAGCACGGUCCUGUUGAACAUGACGAAAUUGGUUCUUUUGUUAUUUAAAUAACCCACUAACCGAUGUCGUGCUUUUUCGGAUCAAUGAGGUCAAGGUUCGUGACCUGAAUACACCACAGUAGUUCACCUUGCUUGCAUUUACAAUGGUUGUCGCUGCAUGCGACUCAAUUUAUGUUUUUUUUCUGAUCAAAAACUAUAUAGAUAUUCUAGUGGAAAAUGGUUUCCCAAACAAAAUGAACAUAAACAUAAGGGGCCAAAUUUACAAAGGGUGUUUAGCUUAAAACAGCGUUUAAUGUCUGAAUAGACAGAUCAGGGCCUUGCAGGGUUUCUUCAUGAAAACCGCAUUAGGCCCUGAAACUGAUUAUGUAGAAUUUACUCUUAAACACCCUUCGUAAAUUCGGCCCAACAUGUUUUCAACCGGACUGUGCAAGACGGCAUGUAUAACAAUGUGUCCCAAAAGUGUUACAUGUAUCAAUGGCUCUUUGCAUUAUUUUAGAAAUUUUGAAUUUCACACUAUUUAUUGA